Molecule: messenger RNA, 1704 nt
Organism: Anthostomella pinea
Lineage: Eukaryota; Fungi; Ascomycota; Sordariomycetes; Xylariales; Xylariaceae
Source: the annotation of a GenBank genome assembly
AUGGCGGACGAGGAGUCGGGUGCUGAGGCGGCUGCACAAGGUGACGAGCCUCCAGAGCCAAGUUCCAGUGGUCCGAAGUCGUCGAUUACUCUAAAUGUGCCCAAUCCCGCGGUCAGCUAUGGGCGACUCAACCCCGAAAUCGAAGAGAAUGUCGCCCUCGUUGGCGACCUCUCAGGUGACGGGUUGCGGACCGACGCUACAGAUCGUCGCAACAUGCUCGGCUCCAACUUGGCAACCCGCUUACCUUCGAGUCAGGACGAUCAGGGUAGCACCAGCAGAGGCACAACCUCCAGCGAUCCCUCUACCCCGUCGGCGAACCAACGCGAUGCUAGCCACCUCCUCGGUCUCCCCUCUGAACUCAUUGAUGCCGUAUUUUCAUUUCUGUCGCCCAUCGAACUCGCCACCGCUUCUCUCGUCUGCCAUGCCCUCCGCCAGCAUGCCAUCGCCGACAUACAAUGGCAACGCCAUGUCCUUUCGAACCUCCCGGGGAACAAGAUCGCUUCGCCGUACCCUUGCCAGACAUGGUACGAGCUUUACACCGCACACGACCCAUACUGGUUCCUUACGAAACACAAGCUCUGGUUCUGCGACAGGGAGCUGGCCGGGCAGAUGGUGAUUGUGCGCUACGACGAGCGCCGAGGCUGCAUCGAGGGAUAUCAGCUAGUUGCGGCACGGAACAGAAACGGCAGUGAGCCCUGGCUUGCCGAUUCGAGCGUGCAUAUCCACUACUUCGAGCCAAGGGUCAAUCUGCAUCUUGACAAGCCCGUUCUGCAGUUCGAUGCCAACAGUCUGGAAAAUCUACUUCGCAACUCCUCCUCGCCGGGGAAGCCCUCGAAACGGUUUCGUCAGUUCUUCGCAGAGCAACCAAUGCGCUACGACCACGGCACCGAUCCGCGGUUCAGCAACUUCCUCCUUGCGAGACCUCUCAGUGAGUCUGCUGUGGUUGAUCGGAUGGAUAAGCAAUUUCCUUACGGGCAUGUCUGGCCUCCUCCAGCGAUACCGGCGCGGCAUCGUGUUCUCGGGCACCCUAGUGGCAUCAUCCGUCCAUCGCGUGACCAUGUCGCCAACCUAUCAUCAAGCAUCUUCAAGCCAUCCACUCGCGCAGAAGCUUCCGAUCAGACUUUCCGGAUCCGGCAAUGGAUGGACCUAGCCACCCUUGGCGUCCACCUAGGCGAGGAGGUUGUAACCUACUCGACCCUUGACUCCUCCUUGUAUACCCCGACGCCAGAAAAGCCCUGGAGAGGAAUCUGGGUUGGUGACUACAGCGGCCAUGGCUGCGAGUUUCUGUUACUGAACCAGCCCGAUGACGACGUCGAGGGCGAGGAGGGGCCGCUGGUGAGGAGCGAAAACGAGACGGAGGAAGACUUCCAGGAGCGCUUCCUACGUGAGCGAGUGUAUCGGGGCCGACUAGAGGCCAUCAAGCUUACGGGUGAUCCAAACGUACCCCGGGGCGAAUACACGUUCGUCGCGACGGACCUCGGCGACGAUGGAUUUGUGGGUGUGGCCCAAGAGCCACCUUUCCAGGGAGCCAGGGUCGUGAAGAGCAAGGGCCAUGUUGCCGCCAUGGGCUUCCACCAAGACAAGUACAUCGAGUCGCAGCUGAUCUUGAUCUCGCAUAAUCGGCUGGCAACAUAUUGGGUGGAAUUCGGCCACAUCAGCUUCUUCGAGAGGGUCGACAUUGAUCAGUUCCUCGUGCCUGGUUGA